Anopheles arabiensis is the source of this 2367-nucleotide messenger RNA. Its product is annotated as peptidoglycan-recognition protein SB2. Lineage: Eukaryota; Metazoa; Arthropoda; Insecta; Diptera; Culicidae. The transcript is spliced from 4 exons. Bases 1032 to 1874 code for a protein of 280 amino acids. Gene Ontology annotation, molecular function: N-acetylmuramoyl-L-alanine amidase activity; zinc ion binding. The record is from RefSeq and is a predicted model, not a curated record. Gene Ontology annotation, biological process: peptidoglycan catabolic process.
CCGUGAUGCAGCCUCGACUCUCUGUUUACCCCCGACGUGAUCGCGCCCGUUGAUCCGCAGGUACUGGCGCGGAGCGGCAGCUGCGGCGGUCUGUGCCUGUUCGUACCUGUUUGAAUAUUUUGCCCCGUGCUAGCGACUGCUCUCGAUCCAGUGUGUAACGAUUCGUCUUCCAGCGCGCAGCAAGCAGCUUCGGUCACGCCACACCGUUCAUCCGUUCAGUUCUAUCAGUGAAAUACCACCCGCCCUCUCUACCUUCUAGCGAGCCCAGGAGUGUUGCCAUUAAACUGCCACGCGUACGUGUACCCCAUCACAAAGUGUCUGACCCGUGGCGGAAAGUUCAAAGUGAAUCAAUAAUUAAUCGUCAAAACAUAAAGGAACGAGCAAAAAAACCCUUGCUACCGUGAUUAGCAUACGAUUCCUCUAAGUGAAAACGAAUCUCUUCCCUUAUCGCCGAAACGCCGACGCGGCUACCCGAAACGGCCUCUUCACCGAAAAAGCCUAUGAAGUUGUGCGGCACGUGGCGAUCGCGCUCCAUCGCACUUUCCAUCCAGCAAUCGAAGUGUGCAGACGGGUGUGCUGAGCUCUGAGGAGUCGGCUCCGGCGGCGACAGCUAAGUCUGGCUGGUGCAUCUCGUCUGUCCCGGCGGGCCACCACCCCCACCCGUGGUAGUCGGUGUCUGGAGCGCAUCGCAGCACGAGCAUGUGCAAGGAGCAGCUGGCCUACGCAGAUGACAAUUUUGCACCGCUGGCGUAGGGUGCCAACGCGGGAACCUCCUUAGGUAGGCGGCCUACUGCGCUUCCCUAACACCCGUUCGACGCUGCUUUUCCAACCAACCACCUAGUGCCAACGAUUACUAGACCAACGCAAGAGUGUCAAUCCAUCUCGAACCGAAUCGACGCUGCUUUCCCGAUUACAAUCUUCAAUUCCGCCGCCUCCUCUAUGGGCUAAGGGUUUGCGGGCCAGCGAAGGCACCGCUGCAGGCUCCCGACAUCCUUAUAUUGUUGCCAACCUUCCACCCCUCCCAGCCAGCAAUGUAUCAGGCCGCGCGCACCGUUGCGGCGUCGAGCUCGAGCCGGCUGCACUCCCCCGUUGCCUGGAGCCGCAAGUCCGUGCAGGAGGGCUACUACGAUCUCGAGGCGGGCGAAACGGAACGAACGCCCCUGCUGUACGUGCGCGACAAUGGACGCUACCGGGCGAAGAGCCUGCACCGUGCCAACGAUCCGAACCGGGUGCAUCCGGUCGCGCUGGGGCUGAUGGUGGCGCUGCUCGUCUUUCUGCUGAUCGGUGUCGUGAUCGGCGUCUAUCUGCUGCUGCUGACGGUGCAACGGCCCUGGCCCGUAUCGCAUCCGUUCUUUUUGGUCGAGCGACCCGCCUGGUGGCAGUAUCCGGUGGCGCUCGAGGCGGCCACACUCGACCGGCUUGCCGUUACGAACGUUAUCGUACUGCACACCGACUCGGAGGAUUGUCUGGAUCAGGAGCGGUGUGUGCGCUACCUGCAAAACACCGAGCGGAGCUGCUGGGCGGCACGGCGUGACCAUAUCCCGUACAACUUCUUGAUCGGCGGGGACGGUGUGACGUACGAGGCGCGCGGCUGGAAGAGUCAGCACGGGUUCGUCGAUCUGCCCGGCCGCAACACAACGCUCGUGGUGGGCAUGAUCGGCAACUUCACCGACCGUCAACCGGCGGAAGUACAGUACGCCGAGCUGAAGGCAUUCAUCACCGAGUCGAUCCGGCGGCUUAGCCUCUCGCCCCAGUACCGCCUGCACGGAGCGGUCAAUGCAACGCGUCCCUCGCGAGACGGUACAAUCGCGCUGUACAGUCAGCUGGAGCGAUGGCCACACUGGAAGGGGUUCGUCGCUCGCGACCAACCGUGAUCAUCGUUUGCGCCAUUUUCGGACACCGCGUAAAGUAAACACUGCGCUGCGCUUUCUGUGGGACAUAUUUUAUUAGGCCAAAAAGCUGUGUAGAGGUUUUCCUUGUACCCGAUAGGCUCACAAGUACAUCUCCGUGUCGUUCUUGCCAUAUACAUAUAUAUUCUGAGCUUCUUCCUUGGUUUUGUGAGUGUGUGGUCCCACUAAAAUCAACCUAAGUCCGCGGGUAUGGGCCCGUUCGGGUAGCUCUAAAAGUAUUACAUUGUGCCUAACGCUAGACGCCAUUCUGUGGCGUGCCUUAUACGUUUCGUGGCCAGAAAGCGCACUCGAAUACACACUCGAAAAACUUCACUCACUUAAGGAAAAAAAGUAGGGAAAUUAACAAAACAUGGGGGCGAUAAGAAAAACACUGUGAAAAUAGUAUAAAAAUCCAACGAAACGAUAAAAAGAAAAAAGAGGAAAAUACACAAAAACAAAGAAGUUUAACAGCUACCAA